This is a messenger RNA of Pocillopora damicornis (cauliflower coral), 1854 nucleotides long. RefSeq names its product gelsolin-like protein 2. The record is from RefSeq and is a predicted model, not a curated record. Gene Ontology annotation, molecular function: actin filament binding. NCBI's taxonomy places the organism in Eukaryota, Metazoa, Cnidaria, Anthozoa, Scleractinia, Pocilloporidae. Gene Ontology annotation, biological process: actin polymerization or depolymerization. Gene Ontology annotation, cellular component: cytoplasm; actin cytoskeleton.
GCCGCCGUGGAAAACUUCCUUUAUUGAUCGCGUUGCAAAGGUUUUUCAGUGAUUAAAAACAAUCAUGAGUGGCUUGGUGAAACCAAAGCAAUAUGACUGGAAAGAUUCUAACCUUGCCAUGUUUGGUAGCGACGAAGAGAAAAAGUUAAAAAAAUCUGCUGCCAUGAAAGAGCCGGCAUGGACAGGAUGUGAAAAUUUCGAAGGUACAAAAAUCUGGAGGAUUGAAAAGUUUAAGGUCAAAGACUGGCCAAAGUCAGAAUAUGGAAAAUUUUUCGACGGUGAUUCUUACAUAAUUCUUCACAGUGAAAAGGAUCCAGACUCAAAUGAGUUAGACUUCGAUGUUCAUUUCUGGAUUGGCGGUUCCUCCACCCAAGAUGAAUAUGGGGCUGCAGCUUACAAAACUUUAGAGCUGGACACAUAUCUGGAUGACAAAGCUGUUCAGCAUCGUGAAGUUGGUGGUAAAGAGUCAGAAGAAUUUCUUGAUUAUUUUGGUGGAAAAAUCACCAUUGAGGAGGGCGGAAUUGAUUCCGGAUUUAACCAUGUAGUGCCAAGCGAAGAAAGACUACCUUUCACGAGGAACCUUUUGAAACAUUUUAAGAAAAUACCAAACAAGGAAGGGAAGAUGGAGUAUCACGCGGUGGAUAUGCCAUACACUCAAAAGAAUCUGUGUUGUGAUGAUGGGUAUGUGGUGAUCUUCUCAGAAGACAAAAUGUAUCAGGUCAAGGGCAAAAAUGCCAAAAUUGAUUCCAUUUGCCCAUUCAAUGAGUGGAUGUCUGUUCAAAAGCAUGAGCAUCCAAGAGCUAAGCUACAAGUUUAUGAGAGUCUGAACGAGCUUUUUGGCACUGAAGUUUACAAGAAUGCUCCAGCCGAUUUUGUGGUGAAGUUGAUCAGAGUCCUCACCGAUAAAAGUAAAGCAGAGUUUCGAGUUGUGGCUGAGGGAAUCGAAAAUAUCAGUGAAGAUUUACUGGACAGCGAUGAUGUAUUUCUGCUUGAGGCACCUGAUCGUUUGUUUGUGUGGAUUGGGAAAAAUGCCAGUUCUCGCGAAAAACAAAAUGCUCUUUCUUAUGCACAAAACUAUCUGAAAGAACAAGGCCAGGAACCAUGUUGUGGAGUUUCGUGUAUGCGAGAAAAGGACGGCAAAUACCCUGCACUGUGGAAAAGGAUCAUCACUAAACAAAAUACUGCCGAAAAGCGAGAAAAAAGAGGAGCAGUUGGCAGACGUAAUCAUCAUUUGUAGGAUGCACUUUCUAUUGAGGAGGUCAACCAGUUACGAUAAUUUUUCGUAACAAUUUGGUUUAAUUAUCACGUUUAUGGGGAUAAUGACACUUCAAAGCGCAAGUCUUAGAUAGAGAGAAAGUUUAGGAUAGCACCAGGAAACUGUUUUUAUUAUGCUUCAGUGGCUUAGAUUAGCCCUUAUAGCUACAGUUCCCUUUUUGAGGGAACCAUUGCUUUUUUGUAGAUUCCAGUUGUCCAGGGAGGGACUUGCCGGAAAACAAAGAGCUUAUAGAAUGUUGCCAAGAAAAAUUUUUAAGUCUGUUUGCCGUUGAAUCAUGGAAAUGAAUGCUUCUUUACUCUUAGUGGCUGUCUUUUAUUUUCUCUGGCUAAUCAGAAAGUUAUAAAGUUUCAACGCUAAACACCCACCUAAUCUUCUUAACGAUAUGCUCAAAUUCGUCCCGAAUUGGAAAGACUCGCCGCCCCUUGAACCCAAUUCCCCUCGGCCAAGUGGUCAGCAAGUUAUUUCACCGAUCGACGAACGAUCAUCCUACAGAUUUCAUCUACAAAAUCGAAGUACCGGUUUCCCUGUUACCCGCAGAUCACUUUAAAGCCAGUAAUUAAAUCUUUUUGCACACGUGU